CAAUCACGCAUGCGCAAAAUAGCGGUGCAUCGUAAGAUGUCCUUUUAAUAACAUCCACAGUGUUCACUGCCUGUGUCAUCGCUGAGAGCUUUAUUUGCUGUUGGAGGAGCGGACAAGGAAGUAAUGAGUGGGGAACGUGAAAUCCGCACUCCUCAACCGGCCACAAAGAGAGAAACUAACGCACCUGUUCGGAACAUGGCUACUUCAUUGCCAGCCAGAUCCAUCACCAACAGUGAAGGCGAUGCCCUUCCCAACCUGCCCAGUCUUUCGUCCAGUGCGGACAUCAGGGAGGCUGAUUGUCCUGAGUGGCAGCAGUCCAAUCACAUCAAAAAGGAGGAGGAGGGGUUAUGUAUUAAAGAGGAAGACCAGGAGAAAUUCACCCAGGUUUGGCACCCUGAUGUAGAGGAUCCGUUUUGUCCGCCUCGCAUUCGGAAGGUGGAGGAAGAGCUGCUAUAUAUCAAAGAAGAAGAGGAGGACAUCACCAGCUUGAAAAGUGUCCUCUUGACGUGUGAAAAUGGAGGUCCAUUUAAGCUGAGUGGAGCGGAGGAGCCUCCGAGCAGCAUCUUAUCAGAAGAUGACAAAGACCACGGUGGAGAAACUUCAGCAGAUGACAUCAUAGGACCUAUAUUAGACAGUGACACGUCACACUCUUCUGACUAUGAUGAUGAUGAAGGGUCUGAUGGUCAGAAGAAUAUAGAUACAAGAAAGCGCCCUGUGCUGUGAGAAAAGUUCUACAUUGCAGUUAUUGUUCCGUCGAUUAAGUGUUCACUGCCUGUGUCAUCGCUGAGAGCUUUAUUUGCUGUUGGAGGAGCGGACAAGGAAGGAAUGAGUGAGGAACGUGACAUUCGCAUUCCUCAACCGGCCACGAGGAGAGACACUAAAGCACCUGUUCGGAACCUGGCUACUUCAUUGCCAGCCAGAUCCAUCACCAACAGUGAAGGAGAUGACCUUCCCGACCUGACCAGUCUGUCGUCCAGUGUGGACAUCAGGGAGGCUUACUGUCCUGAGUGGCAGCAGUCCAAUCACAUCAAAAAGGAGGAGGAGGAGUUAUGUAUUAAAGAGGAAGACCAGGAGAAAUUCACCCAGGUUUGGCACCCUCACGUAGAGGAUCUGUCGCGUCCACCUCGCAUUCGGAAGGUGGAGGAAGAGCUACUAUAUAUCAAAGAGGAACAGGAGGACAUCACCAGCUUAACCAGUGUCCUCUUGAAGUGUGAAAAUGGUGGUCCAUUUAAGCUGAGUGGAGCGGAGGAGCCUCCGAGCAGCAUCUUAACAGAAGGUGACAAAGACCACGGUGGAGAAACUUCAGCAGAUGACGUCACAGCACCAAUAUCAGACAGCGACCACGAAACGUCACACUCUUCUGACUAUGAUGAUGAUGAAGGGUCUGAUGGUCAGAAGAACAUUAACGGUGACACACACUGGAAAUGCACUCAGUGUGGUAAGACCUAUCGUUAUAGGUAUGAGUUGAAAAUGCAUAUGUCAAAACACACUGGUCAUAAACCUUUCCGCUGUUCAGAUUGUGGUAAGAGAUUCUCUCAAAAGGGACAUUUAAAUCGUCACGCAAGUAUACACACUGCUCAGAAAGCUUUCUGCUGUUCAGAUUGUGGGAAGGAAUUCUCUUCCAAGGGACAUUUCAAUCGUCACACAACAAUACACACUUGCGAGAAACGUUUCUGCUGCUCAGUUUGCGGUCAGAGGUUCUCUCAUAAGGGACAUUUAAAUCGGCACGCAAGCAUACACGUCGGUGAGAAACCGUUCACCUGCUCAAUUUGCGGUCAGAGAUUCUCUCAAAAGGCAAACUUAAACCGUCACGCGAGUACACACACCGGCGAGAAACGCGAAAAGCCUUUCUCCUGCUCGAUUUGCGGUCAGAGUUUUUCCGAUAAGGGAACCUUAAAAUAUCACACGAGAGCGCACAACGGCGAGAAACCGUACUCCUGCUCAGUUUGCGGCCAAAAGUUUGCGCGGAAUAGCCACUUGAAAAGUCACACACGGAUACACACCGGUGAGAAACCGUUCUCCUGCUCAAUUUGUGGCCAGGGGUUCACCGAAAGGGUAACCUUGAAGCGUCACGGGAGAACGCACACCGGCGAGAAACCGUUCUCCUGCUCAAUUUGCGGUCAGAACUUCUCGGGAAGGCCAACCUUAGAUCGUCACACAAGAACACAUACUGGGGAGAAACCUUUCUCCUGCUCAGUUUGCGGUCAAAGAUUCCCUUGGCGGGACGCGGCAACAAAGCACAACUGUGUCGGUGCGAAAAGCAGUGACCAAUGACGGCUUUGCUUGUAAUUAGGGGUCCACGAUAUCAAUUUUUCGAUACCGAUAUCGAUAACUUCCUCCUCCUCAAAGCCGACACCGAUAUCGAUAACCAAUAAUAGAUAUAUAAUUUUUCUAAAUGUAUAACCUGAGUUUUUGAACGCCUAGAGGUUUUUAAAAAAAAAAAAUUUUUUAAACUAGUGCUGGAUUCAACAUAGAUUUGCCUUUGAUCUCAUCAGAUUUUUUAUACUGACAUUAACCAUUUUAAAGGGAGUACUUAUUUCUCUCAACAAUACAAUAAAAUUUACACUGGUGGAAUAAAUUCCACAUUUUCUGGACAUAAAGUGUCUUUAGAAAUAAGACUUCUUUUAACCAAUAUACUUUGUUUUCACAGCGUUACCUCCCUUGUGUUACUCUUGGGAGUGACAGGUGGAAAUCACAACUGCUCUUGAUCACUUUUAACUUGUGGCGUUUAUUGCCGAGCACAUUAAAAAAAAACACUCUUAUUACAGCGCGCGCACUUUCUUCUCUCCCUGCCCUGUCGGCUCCCAGGCAGCAUUUGGAACAACAGAUUUCUGUACUAUUUCGCAUGUUUAUAGUGUUACCGCUGUACUUGCAUGUGAAAUACACGUUAGCUAAUUAGCUUAGCGCUCGGCACUAACUAUUAACAUCUCAAAAACAACAACAAUAAAGGCUAAACAGUGUACUCACCUCUUAUAGACGCACACAGGUCUUAGCAACAUGCUCAGGUUAUUUUUUAAUUGAAAUGCCUUAAAACUACUGCUGGACAUCUGAAAGACAAGGAGCAAAGAACUAUCUCUCUUCCCCUCUCGCUCGAAAGAAUAACUUGCCUGCCUGUCUCAUACACAAAUUUAUUUUCCAGUCUUUUAAAAAGGAGUAAAUCUCUCUCCCAGUAACUGGGAGCAUCCAUCAUAAGGUGCGUGUGUCCGUUAAAUGUGUCCGGGCGGCAGACAUGUCUUGAAUUUUGUUCCGCUACGAGCGGCUAUCAUAAAGUUGUGAGUGAAAAUCAUCGUUUUUGAACCUUUAUGAAUCGUAAUCGAAUCGUCACUGAUUGAUCACUUUGCAUGCCUAGCAGCCAUCGCUAUUGGCCUGCUCCAGACCAAUGAGAACGGGCCAAAAGCACUGCAGCAAUUUCAGCAUAGAAAUUCUGUUGAGUACAAUGGCUGCAUGCAAGACUUUUUGGCUUGAAAGUUUCGAGAGGUGGAGUUAAAGCGGCCAGUUUCAAUACCUCGAACCUGAUAAAACAUUUGAUGAUGAAACAUUUGGGGGCUGGACCAGAGCAACAAACCCCGGUCAGUUCACUUCGUCUACUUUCAUUGUCUUAUACUGAAAGAGUAUAAGACAAUAAUAAUACAAUAAUGCCCAAUACUUGGGCAUUGUCGUAGACCAGGAGGCACCAAGGUCUCACUGCAUCAGUCAUGUAAUUAUUUAUUUACCCAGACUUGAUUGUGAAAGAAUCAUAUUGUUUUAAUGAUAUCACUAUAUUUUAUUAUAUUUAUUUACACAUUUACAUUCUCUGUGCAUAUUUACAGGGCUAUAACCUACUUCACUGCUUUGCUAUUCAUCAACAAAAUAAUGACAUAAUCAACAAUAAACUGUGAGUACGAGUUAUAGCAGUGUGUUUUCUUUUGGAUCCCUAGUAGUAUAAUCAAUCAGGGAAUAGUAUCAUUUCUCAUAUUUACUGUAGGACUGUUUGUACGACUCUAACACAGCUAAUAUAAAAUAGCACUUACACCAUAGUUUAAUGAAAAGAAGCAGAAAAGAGGGCAUAAAAGAUACACAACGCCAUCUUAUCACAGAAGCCCAAUGCGUCAUGAGCAAGAUUGGCGCACCAACUCUUGCAAUCAGUUCUCCCGGGCACUCCAGGACAAAGAGCAGGGCGCUAUGUCCUAAAACAAGUAACAUCAUAGAACACCCUCGCCCAACCAGGAUAGCAAGUUGAUAGCGCGGGCGCCUUGGACGUCAAGACCUGCGUCGGUCGCCGUGGCAAUCACGUCCCAACCACGAAGGAUGACGCACGAACUUCGCUGCCACAGAGAGAUGAUCCCAAGACGACACCCAGCCACGUCUUCGGCCCGGUCCACUCCACCGCAGCUUUCAAAAAGAACUGAACAUUUAGGUAACACGGUCACUUCCCGGGAACAUUUCUGUGGCCGUUGUUUUGCCGACCCUGGAUCCAGCAUCACCCCUCCAUCGUCUGUUUGUGCCUUGUUUUUGACCAAUGUCGACGUAUGAAUUGCCAACCUGUUUUCGGUGAGCCUUCUUCAAUCUUUUGGAACAUGGAGUCAGUACAAAGGGUUAACACCGGAGUGAACGCACAGAAUUUUCGCCCUUCCGGCUUACUCACAGGAGCAGCAUUUCCGUUCGGCUAUUGCUGUUUCCGCGGCUUGGCCGGGGGGCCAUAUAUAUACAGUACAAAUAUACAAAUACAUACUACGUAUGUAUUGGAUUUUAAUUUUCUUUUGAUUUUCCCAGCGACGGUAAUAGUGGGGCUACCAGUUUCACCAAUGAGAUGUCGCAACAAUAAUCACAUGACUCCAUUUUAACAAUCAGAACUCAAGCUCGCCGCUCUCUGAUCACGCAUUGUCUUUAAAGCACCGUAAAAAAUUAAGCAAAUGACAUAGACUGCCGCCAUCAACAUGACCCGAAAGCGUGGAUUUUAACCUCUCUCCCAGUAUUUAUUUGGCACUGAUUGACCACGGAAAACCGGAGAUAGUAUACUUUUACUUUCAUAAUCGGAAAUAUGUUUUCUCCACUAGAGGGCACUCAUGAUCUUUGGAGGAAUAAAGAUUAAUUUUUUUUUUUUCAU
This is a messenger RNA of Corythoichthys intestinalis (scribbled pipefish), 5086 nucleotides long. RefSeq names its product gastrula zinc finger protein XlCGF57.1-like. Gene Ontology annotation, cellular component: nucleus; nucleoplasm. NCBI's taxonomy places the organism in Eukaryota, Metazoa, Chordata, Actinopteri, Syngnathiformes, Syngnathidae. Gene Ontology annotation, biological process: regulation of transcription by RNA polymerase II. The coding region runs from base 124 to 723 and encodes 199 amino acids. Gene Ontology annotation, molecular function: RNA polymerase II cis-regulatory region sequence-specific DNA binding; DNA-binding transcription repressor activity, RNA polymerase II-specific. The transcript has 6 exons. The record is from RefSeq and is a predicted model, not a curated record.